UAAGUGAUAUGUUGUUAUCGUUCUUAUAAGCUUAUUUCUCCAAGAUCGAUGAGCGGUUCUUGGAGGAGGCCAUUGGAAGAUUAGUUUUGCUUUGAAACUAAAAAUGCUAUCAUCUAACCUGCUUAUCACCUUUAACAUCGCCAUUUCAGAAUCGAAUGGGAAUGUAGUGAAUUCUGAGGUGACCACUUUUCUACGAUUCUAUCUCAUGAAGGGGUGAGACGCGGAAGGAUGUGCGCAUUUCUGGAAUUCUUCGCCGUUCAUUGAUUUUGAUUUUCGCCCUAUUUUUGUUCAAUUUUUUUCACAUGCUCCUUCAUUCUGAAUGUUGCAUCCAAUAUCCUUCUCCGCCGAAUCAGAUUACUGAAUUUUGUUUCAUGUAGUCAAGGGGUACAGAUAUGUCGCUGAAAAUAGCUUGCUUGGUUUGGACCUUAACAUUGUGGCAUUUAGUGUCUCCAGAAGACUCGUUUUGUGGAAACAAAUGUUUUGGUGAAGGUCUCGUCACGUCUCGCUCCUGUUAUUGUGACAGCGCUUGCGAAUUUUACAAUGAUUGCUGUGCGGAUUCUGAAUACUUUAAGACGAACUCGACAAAUGUCACUAAGCAAUUUAUUUGCAAGCGAAAAACUCUAAUGGUAAACAGUUGCGUCAAAGAAUGGACCGGCCCUGAUUUUAUAAUAAAAUCUUGCAAGAGUGACUCUAGCAACGAUGUGGAUCCUGUUGGUAACACGCCAGUAACCAGUGAAACUACUGGUGCUACUUACAGCAACUACUACUGCGCCAUUUGCAAUGGCGAUGCUGAAAAACUCAUCGUAUGGAAUAUAAAACUUUCCUGCCCUCAACUUAGCGUUGACUCGCCCAUCAAGAAAGACGACGCUUUCAAGUAUAUUUUCUAUAACCAUCCUACAAGCGAGUGGGGCUACGUCUUGCGUGACGAUGCGACUAAAAAGAUGUCCUUCCACGGUUGCGCGAUAUCUAACGAUGUUCCAGAUAUUCUCGAACUGAAAGUUAGGGCAUGCGAUAGUGAAGAAGUUAGAACCUGUGCUUCAACAUGGAAAAGAGACCUCAUCAACGAAAUGUGCACCAGUGGUUAUACAGAUCCUGUCUACAGCAAUGGCACCAAGUACAAGAACUUCUACUGCGCCAUUUGCAACCGUGUGGACCAGUCUCAAGUCAGUUGUGGGCAAGCCAUAGGACCCAGAACAAGCCAGAAGCCGGAAUCGGAGGAUAAGAAUAAUUUCAGCUUUUCUUUGCUUUUGGAUAUAAAUUUUGCAGAAGGGAAUCUCGUUGGAAAACGUCUUGCGGAAGAGGCCUGUGUGAAGGGAGAGAUCUUCGAUCCUUUUGCAAGACGAUGCAGGAAUAUCGUGUGUGGAAUUCCCGGCUAUGUGCUUCAGAACGGGCUGUGCGUCGCAGAUCCACUCUGACAAAGGAAAGGAUGGAAGUGGGACUGCGCAUCCGGGAUUUUCUGUGCGAAGCUGAUUUUGUCAGAAGACAGAUGAAAAAAAAUAAUAUUGGUUUUAUCUUUCUUUCACGAUUUGUAAGUGUCCCUUUAAACAAAUAAAAUCGACAUUCGUCUCAUGCAUGGAUAACUACUUAUGAAGUAAAAAUGGAGAAUUCGAAAUGCCUUGUAUAAUUGCUGGACAAAGAAUUUUUAAUUAUAUUUAAAGGUAUUACCUUUUAUUGUGGAAUAAAUUUUUUAAAAUUUUC
This is a messenger RNA of Argiope bruennichi, 1698 nucleotides long. RefSeq lists its product as uncharacterized. Bases 393 to 1415 code for a protein of 340 amino acids. NCBI's taxonomy places the organism in Eukaryota, Metazoa, Arthropoda, Arachnida, Araneae, Araneidae. The record is from RefSeq and is a predicted model, not a curated record. The transcript is spliced from 3 exons.